Ceratosolen solmsi marchali is the source of this 793-nucleotide messenger RNA. Its product is annotated as E3 ubiquitin-protein ligase RNF180-like. The record is from RefSeq and is a predicted model, not a curated record. The transcript has 4 exons. Gene Ontology annotation, molecular function: ubiquitin conjugating enzyme binding; ubiquitin protein ligase activity. Lineage: Eukaryota; Metazoa; Arthropoda; Insecta; Hymenoptera; Agaonidae. Gene Ontology annotation, cellular component: endoplasmic reticulum membrane. Bases 190 to 546 code for a protein of 118 amino acids. Gene Ontology annotation, biological process: serotonin metabolic process; protein polyubiquitination; positive regulation of proteasomal ubiquitin-dependent protein catabolic process.
GGCGUCACUCGUGCGCCAACCACCGUUUCAAUAUUGUGAGUUCUGUGGCUCCGAGCGAUGUAGGAGAGGAGGAAGUUCCAGUAUCGCUGGAUCGUCCGCUUCAGUUUGUCAUGAACAUCCAGUAGAUGCUCUUGUUGCGUGAGCUGUUGCUAAUAAUAUAUAGUCCACGAACAGCUUUUGUUCAUCGAAAUGCCCGCCAAAAUCACGGAAAUCAAGUGCAAGCGUUGUCGCAAUCUACUCUUCACGGAGGAGGUCUCGCCGUCCUUGACGGCUCAUGGACAGGUGAUUGGCGCCGGGGCCAGGAAUACAAAGUGCAACAGCGAUGUGCAGGAAGACUGCUUGUACCUCGCGGAGGACAAUAUGCCCGACUGGAUUCAUGAAGUUGUCGAUCGGGAAAAUUGGAUUAGGGGCAAGUUGUACUGUCCUCUUUGUCAUGCGAGAAUUGGUUCUUUUGAUUUUGUCAGUCCAAAAAAGUGUAAUUGUGGAGAAUAUGUUCCACCACCUAUUAGAAUAACAUAUUCGAAAGUGGAUACUCCACAUCGGUGAUACUAAGAAGUUGCAGAAUUUUAAUUAAGUUUUAAAUCGUCUAUACGUAUGCUAUUAAAAUAAAUUGGGUAACUGUGGUGAAAGGUGACACAGCUUUUUAGACAAUGUAUAGUAUAAAUUUGGUUAAGGUCACCUUUCACAAAAACAACCCUAUUAUAUAGCUAAGUUGAGUUAAUACAAGAGAAGAUAUUUAUUUCUACACUUUAACAUUAAUUAAAUAUUAACUAAAUAAUUAUCAAUAUCUUUU